GGCAGCGCUGGAUGUCAUUUUGAGUUAAUUUAUCAACAUUUCGAAACAAUUAGACCGACAUUGCGCCUAUUUUACUCGAAAAACGAUUAUAAUAUUGUGUGAAAAUACCCCCACUUACAAUAAUUCAUAAAUUAGCCGAUAAUCAGAAACCUGAGUGGCUGAAAAAUUUUGAGGUUAGAUUGAUUCAGGAGUCUUGAAUCUAGAGAAUACCAGGCCAGUCAAGAUGUCACUGAAAUACUCAGAGGAGUUUGCUGGACAAGCGAAGAAUCCACGCCACUGCAAAAUUUGUCACUACGUUACGACAUCAUUUUGCUCAAUGGUGACCCACGUCAGACGUCACCACUCUCCGUUGCCACAUUUUAACUGUGAAAACACCGACAUUGAAAUUUUUAACUGCAAAGAGUGCAACUUUCAAACACAACUAACCCUAGAGUACAAAAAACACCUUCAGGAACCCUGUAACAUUAAAAAAGAAAGUGAAAACGAUUUUACUAGCCACAAGUAUAUUUGUAAAAAAUGUCAUUUUGAAAGUCACUUUUCACUAAAAUGGCUGCAACACACCACAUCGUGUUUUCUAGCCCCAAAAAUUGUUUCUUUGUACAAAUGUCACCACUGUGAUUUCGCCACUAAAUACAAACACUACUUAAAAGAGCACGAAAUUCUGAAACACUUAACCGACGACGAAAUAAGUUGGCACCACUGCACAGAAUGUGCAUUCAAAUCAAAACUAGAAGGCCCUUUAAAACGUCACAUGAAAAUGCACAACGAAGACAAUCAGUGGUAUAAAACCAAUCAGAAAAGCCAACUACAAUUGCACCAUUUAUUAGACAAACCAAAUAUUAAAUGGCACAAAUGUAAACUAUGUCCCCACAAAUGCAAACAAAAAUCUAACUUAAACAAACACAUAAAAGCACGCCAUUUGCACGAAAACGACAUUAAAUGGUACAAAUGCAACCUGUGUCCACACAAAGCCAAAGACAACUCCUCUUUGAAACGACACAUAAACUUCCGGCAUUUAGACGACCGCGAUAUUAAAUGGCACGAGUGCCAGAAGUGCGCAUUCAAGGCCAAAGACAGUUCCGUUUUAAACAAACACGUAAAAGUGCGCCACCUAGAUGAACAAGAUAUUAAAUGGCACGAAUGCCAGAAGUGCCACUACAAAGCCAAAGACAACUAUAGUUUGAAAAGACACGUAAAUCUGCGACAUGUGGAUGAACAGGAAGUCACGUGGCAUCAGUGCCAAGAGUGCCAGUUUAAAACUAAGUUGGCGUCGACGUUAAAACGUCACAUAUCGAGGCGUCACGUGGGUGACAAGGACAUUAAAUGGUACAAGUGCGAAAAGUGCCCAUAUAAAGCUAAACAGAGUUGUAGCUUGAAAGUGCACAUAAAUAACCACCAUUUGGAUGAAGAGGAAAUUGUGUGGUACAAGUGCGAAAAGUGCCAAUUUAAAACCAAGACGAAGUUUUGUCUGAAAAGUCACACUAAUGCGUACCAUUUAAAAGAGGCGGAUAUUAAAUGGUAUGAGUGCAAAAAGUGCCCAUUUAAAAGCAAACAAAAUUCGAAUUUAAAAAAACAUGUGCGGAGUAGGCAUUGUAAAAGCGUAGAUAGUGAGUGAGACUGGAUAUUUUUAUAUAAUAUAAGGAAUAAAAGGCAUUUCUGUGA
This is a messenger RNA of Zophobas morio, 1662 nucleotides long. Its product is annotated as zinc finger protein 711-like. The transcript is spliced from 2 exons. Gene Ontology annotation, molecular function: RNA polymerase II transcription regulatory region sequence-specific DNA binding; DNA-binding transcription factor activity, RNA polymerase II-specific. Gene Ontology annotation, biological process: regulation of transcription by RNA polymerase II. NCBI's taxonomy places the organism in Eukaryota, Metazoa, Arthropoda, Insecta, Coleoptera, Tenebrionidae. Bases 224 to 1615 code for a protein of 463 amino acids. The record is from RefSeq and is a predicted model, not a curated record.